This is a messenger RNA of Anthonomus grandis grandis, 1983 nucleotides long. Its product is annotated as monocarboxylate transporter 12-like. Gene Ontology annotation, molecular function: monocarboxylic acid transmembrane transporter activity. Gene Ontology annotation, biological process: monocarboxylic acid transport; transmembrane transport. The record is from RefSeq and is a predicted model, not a curated record. The transcript has 8 exons. Bases 191 to 1702 code for a protein of 503 amino acids. NCBI's taxonomy places the organism in Eukaryota, Metazoa, Arthropoda, Insecta, Coleoptera, Curculionidae.
GUACGCGAGAUACUUUAUUGCUUAUCUUUUUGAGAUUUAAUUAUGUUAGCGUUAUAUUUUUUAACAUGCCGCUAAUCUAUGGCUUAAUUAUUUGUUGAUGAACUGAGUAAGUGUAUGUUUCGUACUUUAUGUAGUUACAGUCUGGAAGCAAUUUAAGUUUGUUGAUAUUUAAUCAAAAGAAAUAGAAAAGAUGGCCAAACAGGUAAAAGAACCCGUCUCAAUAGAUGCCCUUCCAGAUGGAGGAUGGGGAUGGAUGGUUGUUCUUGGAGCAGCGGUAAUUAAUAUGGUCAACCAAGCACUAUUCUCUGUCUUUGGUUUAAUUUUUGGAGAGACCCUUAAGGAAAUGGCUGGGGGACAUGCAACUGGAAUAACUCUUGUGAUGGCAGUGAGUGUGUGUGUCACUAACUUUUCUGGUCUAUUAGUGGGUCCUAUGAUUAAAAGACGCAUUAGUGUUCGGACUAUAACCAUAUUUGGUGUAGCAAGUGUUAGUGCUGGAAUGAUCUUAUCAAGUUUUGCAACUGCUAUUUGGCAUAUUGUUAUUAGUUACGGAUUUUUGACUGGUAUGGGGCUAGGAUUAGUAGCUUCUUCAACAUUUCUAGCCAUAAGCGAGUAUUUUACAACAAGAAAAAGCACAGCAGUAGGUCUAUCGAUGGCUGGAACCAGCACCGGCCAAAUGGUCAUGCCUACUAUAGUCGGUUUAUUAAUAGAAAAAUAUGAUUUUCAUAGGACUACCCUUAUCUUAGGCUGCGUGAGCUGUUGUGGAAUGAUAGGAGCUUUUUUAUUUAGGCCGAUUUUCUGUUGUAAAAAGCCGUCUGAUAACAAUGUAGCGGAGACGGGAAAAUACGAUCUCAACAGUAACAGUAACGUAUCUAGAGAACGUAAAAGUGAAAAUAUACAACCUGACAGCGCAGAAUCUCAAGUUUUAUUGGCAGAGGAUGAUAAGAAUGGUGUUACACUACAAGAGAAGAAAGACAAGGAACCGCCUUUUAUAAUAGUUUCAAAGGAAAGCAUGCUCCAAAAACGCCCUUCGUGUCUCAGAAAGGUGGUGCAGACCUGGGAUCUCCACCUACUCCAAGAUUUCAAAUUUGUUCAUAUGUCACUAGGCUUAGGACUGGGCUAUGUCAGCUCUAUAACCUUCAGCACAUUUUUUCCUAUGUUUUUGCAAGAUGAGGUACAUUUUACAAUGUGGCAGACUACAACAUGUAUGACUGCACUUUCAGCAGCUGACAUAGUUGGCAGAAUGACUAUUUCUGAGAUCUUCAGAAAGCUAGGAAUGGGAAAUCGAUCUCAGUUUAUGGUUGGAGCUCUAUUGCUAGCUGUAGCUAGAUCGUUACUGGUAUAUUCCACGACGUAUACUAUGGUCAUGAUAAUGUCAGUAGUUGUGGGUUAUUUAAGAGCAAUCACAGUAAUUAACCAAAACCUAGUAAUAUCGGAGUAUAUUCCAAAAGAAGAACUUCCAUCUGCCGUAGGGCUUAACAUGCUGGUGAAGGGUUUCUUCGUAAUUUCUGUAGGAGAACCUUUGGGUAUGCUUAAGGAUGCUUGGGACUACGACGUAUGCAUUCACUUAUUAGAUGUGAUCCUGAUAUGUAUCGCAAUAUCUUGGUCAAUAGAAAUUAUUUUAUACAAGAAAUGUCACUGGAUAAAUCAGCAAGAAAAAAAAUCGUUAGACAAUUACACCGCCGCAGCUUCGGUAGAGAAUUAAUAAAAACAAUGACGUUCAUUAUAAAUUUUAUGACUUAUCUAUGUGAGUUGAUUUGAUAUUCCUAUAUUAUUUACUUAAACUAUUUGUAUGUAUUUUUAAAGUACAAAAUAUAUAGAAAAAUAUUAUGUACAUGAAAUUGUGAUAUUUAGGACUUAAGAAGAGUUUAAAAUUAUUUUAUUAUAUAAGAACAUAUAUUUUAUAUAGAAACAUUGAACACUUUUAUAAUGAAAGUGUAGAUUUUUAUUUCUCUUAGAUUUUUCUAUUUAAACAUAUUUAAACAA